This is a messenger RNA of Glycine soja, 477 nucleotides long. RefSeq names its product protein MALE DISCOVERER 1-like. The coding region runs from base 1 to 477 and encodes 158 amino acids. The transcript has a single exon. NCBI's taxonomy places the organism in Eukaryota, Viridiplantae, Streptophyta, Magnoliopsida, Fabales, Fabaceae. The record is from RefSeq and is a predicted model, not a curated record.
AUGGUUUUCUUACAAACCUUGUUCUUCCUUUUACUUGUUGUAACAACAUUUGGUCACUCCAUAACUCCAAGGCGCCACCAUCCCCACUCUUCUCAUUCUUUGACCACAGAUAAAUCUGUUCUUCUGGAAUUUAGAAAAACAAUCAUAUCAGACCCGCAUUCCUCACUUGCUAACUGGGACGAAGCUGUUCAUGUGUGCAACUUCACGGGUGUUGCAUGUGACAAAUUCCAUAACCGUGUUACACGACUAAUCCUAUAUGAUAAUGGUCUAGUGGGGCUGCUUUCACCCGUUCUUUCCAAUCUCACUGGACUGCACUACCUUGAGAUUGUUCGCAGUCACUUAUUUGGCCUUAUUCCACCUGAAUUUUCCAACUUCAGACGCCUUCACAGCAUCACUCUCGAGGUGAAUAACUUGCAUGCAUGGCUCGAUACCAGAGUCCUUUUCCCUGCUUUCCAAGCUUUACUAGUUUAUCAUUAA